GUUGUGCAUUCGGCCAGAGCUGACGUGAACACGGAGCAAAGAGAGCGUGCGAGCGAGAGCGAGAGAGAGUGAACUAGACAAUACGAAAGAAUUGAGCAACUAGCGAACUGACGACGGUUAUUUAUUUUUUUUGGUCGAUCCACUGCAAACUUUUGAGUGAGUCUUGGCGCGCCAAGUGGAAUUCAAAUCGUCGCCCUGACGACGACUGACUGCAUCUGACUGUUCGAUUGCCGCAGGAGGCGGAAGAGGAGGAGGAGGAGGAGGAGUGGCACAAGUGAUUUUCAAGAAGCCGUCGUCGAGUGGACGCAUCGCGCUCUCCACACGUCAAUUUCGCCGGUAGCCCAAAUAAACGAGUGUCAAUUUAAUUCGCGACGGCCAAUUAGCCAAGUCUGUUAAUGGCCCUGUACCAUCAUUAUUAUUAUGUGUAAUAAUUUUUUAGUUAAACGCCAAACAACAGUUAUUUCGUUUGAUAAAUGGUCGCGCGUUAAAUGUUGUUAAUUUCUGUUUGAUAACAACUUUUCGUUUUCGUUUCUUUUUUAUGCUUUUUUUUUUGGUUUUUGAUAAUUUGCAAACACGACAUGAAUUACGAUUUACAAUUUGAAUAAUACAAAACAAAUAUUUUCGAUAAUUCUGUGCUCACUUUUUGCCCAAAACACAACAAAGAAUAUUUUUGUGUGUGUGCGUGUGUGUGUGUGUGUGUAUUGUGAUGUGUUUUUGGCUCAACCUGUUUUAGAUCUGGUAUCCCGAGCCAAGUCGAAUUCCAUCCACACAUUGAGUGCCCCCAAUUGACGCUGGGCUGCGUCAUGUUGUUGUUGUUGCCGCUGCCUAUGCAAUAUGUAGAGCAGCAGCAACAAGUGUUGGCCAAGAGUGACAGCUGCAUUGAAAAGCGUCUAAAAGGCUGCCUGAAAUUCAUCUAAUUUACCCAAGGGAAACAACAACAACCGCAACAACAGCGACAACAGACGCGAAUCUGUCUAUAGCCAGAAGCAAUUAGAACGAACAAAGGCACAUUGAAGACAAGACCUGAGGAGAGGCGAGAAAAUCAGCUAACAAAUUGUUGCUGGUAUUUGCAACAACAAUCACAAUCACAACUACAACUAUAACAACAACAACAAGAUCACAAACAAGUGUUGCCGUUUCAGCAAAUGCAAAACAACCAUUCUGUGAUAUCUUAAGAUCCAAAGAUGACAUCUUUAACCUUGCACUUGAUAGUGAUAGCUCUGCUGGCCGUGGCAGCAGCCGCAGCAGCUGCAGUCGCCGUGGCAGCAGAGGGCGAUGCGGCAACGCGUCCCGUUGCGCCGCGCGGCAGAGGCGCGACCAACUAUGCGAGCGCCUCCUCGACGACCAGCACGCAGGCGCCAACGCUGCGAGCGCCGCGCCAACGGCGGCCGCCCACGACGCUGCCCAUCGACAAUGGCCAUGGGCGUCGCGGUGGCAGCGCCGGCAGCACCACGCCUCUGCCGCCAGCAACGGUGCGGCAGCAGCGACGUCGUGCCACAACAACGGCAACAACAACAACAACGACGACGACGAUGGCCCCAGCCUCAGCUGACAGCAAUGGGCGUGGUCGCAGCCGCAGCAGCUUCAGAGGCGCCCGCCAGCCACGUGACACGCCCACGCCCAGCGCAUCAGAGUCAUUCAGCCCGAGCAGCGCCAGCGGCUGGCCUCAGUCGCAUCAGUCGCAUCAGUCGCUCUCGUCGCUGUCCUCCAGGCCAGGCGCUGUCUCGCGCAGCGGCCCCAAUCCCAACAAAACGCCGCGCAUGAUCCAGCGCUUGGUGGCUGGUCACAUUCACAAUGCGCAGGGCCAUUCCACCUAUGAGGUGUCUGCGGUGAGCGCCAACAGCAGCAGGAGCAUUGCAAUAGCAACCACAGCGCCAACAGCGGCAACAACUACCACAACAACAACAACAACAACAACGACGACGACAACAACAACAACCCCCAGCCCAGUCACGAGAAAAUCAACAACAACAGCCGCAACGAAACGACGCAAGGCCAGCAGCACUUAUCGCCUGGCUAAGCCAUCGCCAUCGCCGUCGACGCCGCCAGAGCGGGAGCAGGAUGACGACGAGGCGCUGCUCAGUGAGCCGGAUGACUUCGAUAACUGGGACAAUGGCAUACUGCGCUUGAGCGCCGGCUCCGGCAAGGAGGCGGAGUCGGCCAGUGGCAAGGGUCAAGGCAAACAGGGUAAGGAGGACGCGAAGAAGACUCUGGCGGAUCAGGUGCGCGAUGGGAAGUACGGCUUGAUUGAGAAGGAGCUCUUUCGUCGCGUGCCCAAGCGUCCGGGCGUGCUGAGCUACGCACGCAAUCCGGAGGUGCCACAGGACAACGAGCGCAACUUUGGCGGACUCAAUGAGCAGGACAUUUGGCUGGCCGAGGAUCAUUUGCUGGUGAUCAAGGGCGGCGGCCUGAAUGAGGCCGAGCUCAAUGGUGGCGACAGCGAGCCGUGGCCAGCCAUUGAUGAUUACGAUGCGCCGCCGCGCCAAAUCAAGCUGCCGGCGAAUCCGGUGGUGCCGCCUCCAUUUCCCGUGCAGCUCGAGCCGCAUGGGCCACUGCAAAUUAUCCGAGAUAAUCAAAUCGAGAGCCUCCAUACGCCAGCUGUCAAUGCAACGUUAUCCGCUGUGGGCCAGCACGCGGCCUACGGCCAGGGCCAUGGAGCUGCCCACGUCCAGGGGUCGCAUCCUGCUGCCCGGCCGGGAGCGUAUGCGUCGCCUAAGACAGCUGACCCGGAGCCCAGCUACGUCUACCCGACGCCCUACGCGCCCUGGCUGCUCUAUAACAACGAGACGCCGGCCGAGCAACCGCCGUCCCAUCCACAUCCCAGUCCGACUCCCAACGCGGUGCUAAGGAGUCCGCUGCUCGGGCCCUGGCUCAUCAAUGGACUCCACGCGAAUGGCAGCGUCUCUGCUCCAGGCGCGCUGCACGCCAACAUCAGCGACUUUGACGAGGAUGAUCCCUCGCUCUACUAUCCGCCUGCUUACAGCUUUGUCUACCGCAGCAACUACACGAAUCCGGUGCCGCCGGGACCGUUGGUGCCCGGCAUUGUGCUACCCCCGCCGCCAGAUCACUUUACCCUCCUGGAGGCGACGACCACGUCGACAACAACGCGACGUCCGUAUAGCAGCACAACAAGCACUACGCCUAGCACUACCAGCACCACCACCAGCAGCAGCACCACUAGCACAACCACCACGCGAGCUCCGUCACGCCUGUCGGUGAAGUACAAUGCCAUCGGAUAUCUGCCGCCCGCACCACGACACCAGCAACACCAGCAACAGCAGCAACAGCCGCAACAGCCUCAACAGCAGCAGCAGCAGCAGCCGCCGAACAAGUACGUCGAGCGUGUGCCGGUGCCCGUGGCGGUGCCGAUACCCAUUUACCCCAUCAACUAUCAGCCAACAACGCCACGCCCACAGCCGCCCGCCCAGCUGGUGUUUGUGCCCAGCACAGAGCGGUCCAACGAAAGGGUGAAAGAGGAACGGGGCAGGGAACGGGAACGAGAUAGGGAUCGGGAUCGGGAUCGCGAGCAGGCGCCGUUGUCUAAAUCGAAUCCCAUAUACUAUGAGUACUUCGAGGCCAAGCGCCAGCCAUCCUCACUCAAGUCGAAUGUGAUCAAUGACUUCCUGGCCACAAAGCCACCCAAGCGACCGCACUACAAGUCUCCGCCGAGUCCCGUGAACGACGUGGCCGUGGUUAGUAUUACGCCCAAGCCACGUGUCCAAGUGCACUCGGAGUACGACGCGGCGCUGGGUCAGCUGCUCAGAAGCAACCUCAUUUCCGCACCAGCGACGUCCCGCUUCCAGCCGCCCGACUUCGACAGGCAGCCCUUCCUGCCCAUGGUCAACUACAGCGCCGACGAGCAGGACCAAAACGCCUUCAAGGCCAUCGUCUACCAGCCGCAGCCGCAACGCCAGCGUCAGCUGCGCGUGGGCAAGCACCAGCAGCUGCAGCUGCAGCUGGAGCCGACCAUACAGCCGGGCCAGGAGCAGGACUCCUCCUACCUGCCAGACUCGCUCCUGCUGCAGCGCCAGCGCCAACUGAGAGUCGGCAAGCAGCAGCUACAGCUGCAGCUGCAGUCGCCAUCGCCGUCGCCCUUGCCCUACGAUAGCCAGCAGGGCGUGUACAGCACGCCCCUGCCGCCAUCCUACUUGGACAAUCAGUUGCAGCCACGUCCGGCCAAGUACCAGCUGCGUCCGCCCUCACCGGCUCCACUGCAGUACUGGCAGCGUCCCGCGCCUCCGCCCCCGCCGCCGCCACCGCCGCAGUUCAAGCGUUUGCGCCACGGCAACGCGAAGCAUCCCUAUCCGCCGUACUUUGUGCCCAGUUACCCGAGCGGCCCCGGACCGGAGCCCCUCUACCGCCUGCUGCCCGUGCCGCAGCACAAGCACUGGCGCCAGAGCAACAAACACCAGCACCAGCAGCACCAGCAGCAGCAGCAACAGAUUCAAGUCCAGCCCCAGCAGCAACAGCAGUACUAUCCGGACCGUAACGUCAACAUUGGCCACAGCCUGGCCAGCGACAUCUUGGUCAACUACAACACCAACAAUCAGUUCAAUCCGCAGGCGGAGCUGGUGCCCCAGGCGCAGCUGGGCCCGCCGCCGCUCUCCUACCAGGCGCAGAACGGGGGCCAGGCUUCGCUGUGGUCCGACCGGCCCGUGCGACAGUCGCGCGCCCAGCUGCAGGAGCAGGCCUAGGCCCAGGAGGUGGACCCGAAAGCUUGCUGUUCAAAUGUGAUCUAAAGUAAAAGCCGUUGGUGGGGGCCAAGUUGAGCCAGUUCUCAGUCGAGGGAACUAGUAGAUGAAAUAGUCAAUGAUUCAUUCACACACAGUCUCAGUCUCGGUUUGAGUUGCUCCGACUCCGAUUCUGGUUCCGAUUUCCCAAAACUUCAUUCAAAUCAACAACAAAUCGAUAGCAUACGUUACAUUACCCAGCCCUGGCAGCCAACAACAACUCAACUUGAUAUUGAAUAUUUUAAAUACAGUUGGUCACAUCUGUUUCUUAUUUAGCUAUCCAAUAAAAUAUGCAAGAAAGUUUGUGUACUUAAGCUAUACAUAUAUAUUAAUAUAUCAUAUAAAUCAUAACUAUAUUGCAUAUAUAUAUAUAUACAUAUAUAUUUGCGAAAGCAAAUGUAUUCCAUACUGAUAAAAAAAAAACCUGGUGUAAAUAUAUUAAGGAUAUGACUUGUACGAUUUGUGUAUGCCAAAUAAGCGAGAGAAAUGCGUUAUUUGGGUGCUACACAGAAUUUAGUCUUAGGCAACAGGAGGAGCACAGAAAAUAACCCUGACUACUGUUAUUUUUGCAACUAUCCUGCUUAUAAACUUACUACACAAAUUUACUUAACAAUUUUUUUUUUUUUAUUUAUUUAAAUAAGGCGACCAUUUUCGAGUGUUUUUCAAAUUCCAGAAUGCAAAACUCCGCACAAAUUUGUAUAAAAGCCAUAAUAAUAAGUUCACUAUAAAUUAAUUUAAUGCACAUAAGCAAGCAAGUAACUUCCAAUUAUAUAUAUAAAUAGCAUAUAUACAUAUACACAUAUAUAUUUUAUAUACAUUUUUUUUUUUUUUUGGUUUUCUAUAACAAAAUGAUUUACAAAUAAGUGUAGCCGAAAAUCAUAUU
Messenger RNA from Drosophila mojavensis, 5613 nucleotides. RefSeq names its product arginine-glutamic acid dipeptide repeats protein. NCBI's taxonomy places the organism in Eukaryota, Metazoa, Arthropoda, Insecta, Diptera, Drosophilidae. The coding region runs from base 1185 to 4694 and encodes 1169 amino acids. The record is from RefSeq and is a predicted model, not a curated record. The transcript is spliced from 4 exons.